AUGAACACGAACGGCCUCGGCAACCUCAGGAGGCGCCUCAACCUCAACCUGAGUCCGCCAGCACAGCGGCUCGCGAUCCGCGUGGCGCUCUUCAUCACUGGCGUGCUCCUCUUCCGCUCCAUCUUCUCCAAACCGCAAAAGACGAAAGAGAUCCAGAGCCAUGGCAUGUUCCAGCGCGUGCUCAUGGCGGACCGCUACCUCGACACGGCGAAGCACCCGUGGCUUCAGUCGAGAAUAGGCCGCGACGACCGCCCAGACAUGUUCGACGAGGAGAUCUCCGACGGCAUCUGGGACUUCUGGACGCGCUACCAGAAGCCGUUCAUCACGGGCAAGGACACGGCGCACCUCGACACGCAGAUCAUGCGCUCGGUCGUCGACGACCUGCUUCAGUUCAACGGUUGGGUCGCCGCUGCGUGCCCGACGCUGAUCCGUCCAUUCGGCCAGAACACGCGCGAUGACAACUACGAGGACCUCGCCAACGCCGACAACCUGUACUACGUUGCGCUCGUCGUGCACUCAGCGGACCACUUCCUUGUCGACCAGCUCGCCAUCAUUGUCCAGCUCGCCCGCCGCCUCGGCACUCGCAAUAUCUUUGUCUCGAUGCUCGACCAGGGCUCGAACGAUGCGACGCCGACGCUGAGCGACCUCUGCGAGGCCGUUCUCACGAUUCUCGGUAUCUCGUUCCGCAUCCGCCGCGUCCCCCCGCUCACGAUCGACUACUACCCGCUGGAGGAGGCAGCUGUGCGCAACCUCGUCCUCGAGCCGCUGCACGAGCUGCACGACAAGCGCAACAUCAAGUUCCACCGUGUCAUCUGGCUCAAGGGCUUCACCUGUCCCAUGGACGUUCUCGAGUCUCUCCGCGUGUCCGAGGUCAACAACGCCGCCAUGGUGUGCGGCAUGGACUGGGCCGAGCACAACGGCUUCUUCAUCUUCUCCGACCGCUGGCGCACGCGUGACAUUGCAGGCGACUUAUUCCGUCAAGCCCGUUCGUCGUCCAAGCCCGAAGCCGGCCCGCCCCGCGACAAGGUCGGCACGCAGCGGUACGCGCACCACCUGCCCUUCCAGGUCUUCUGCUGCGAGUCGGGCACGCACGUCGUCGACCCCGAGCUCUCCUACUACCGCGGCAUCAAGUACCGCGCCUCCCCGAACGCGGUCAACCUCACCGAGUCGAGCGACAUCAUCACCGAGCCCGAGACGCCGUGCAUGGACUCGACGCAGAUGUGGUUCUGUCGCGACCUCUGGGUCGACGCGGCGCGCAACGGCCAAAAGUCCAAGGGACACACUGGACGUCGCGGCGCCGCGCACCAUAAGAAGCGCAAGCGUGACCUUCACGACAUGGAUGAGGUCAUUGACAACUUUGAGCCCGUCAUCGAGCGCCAGAAGGAGAAGGACGCCGAGGCGGCUGCCAAGGGUGCGGCUGCUGGCGCGGGUGCCGGCGCCGGUGUCAAGGGUGGUGCGGCUGCCGGAGCUGCCGGAGCUGCCGCUGGUGCUGGUGCUGGGGCUGCCGCUGGAGCCGCUGCCGGCAAGGCUGGUGUCAAGGUCGCCGCGGGCGAGGACGACUUCUUCGCCGCCGCUGCUGAUCCCGAGAACGUUGAGCCGAUCGUGCACCUGAAGGAGGGUGUGAUCACGCCCGACGGUAUUGAGGAGCAGGUCGAGCUGCGCGAGGACAUCGUCACGCCUGACGGAGUGACCGAGGUCGACGUCGAGGCCGAGCGUGCCGUCCCCGUGGGCAAGGCCGGGGCACAGGGCAACGCUCCUCCCCUGGCUGCCGCCGCCGACGGCGGCAUCGUGCAGGUGGACGCCGGCGCUGGCGCCGCCAAGGCAGGCAAGGCGAAGAUGGACGCGGCCGACGCGCAAGUCGAGGCUGCAGUCCGCGAUGCCGACCCCGUCAAGGCGGAGGCGAAGCAGGUCAAGCCGGGAGGCAAGAAGGACGAGAUCCGCGAGGCGAUCGCGGCCGACAUGGCAGAGGACCCCGCCGCGCAGCCCGAGCACGCCGACAGUCCCGGGGACCGGAACCCGAACGCGGCGCCCAAGGAAGACAGUGGAACCAACAUCGACGCAAUGGACGACAAGGAGAACCCGGCCCCAGAGGCGCUGAAGAAGGAAGACCUGCCCAGCAGCUUCAUGAUCCCGAACAGCGAAUUCGAGGCUGCGCGCAUCCUCGUCAACCCCCGCUGUCUGACGACGUAUGGUGGCGUGAGCCACUCGAGGCUCGCAUUGGAUCUGUUUGGAGGCAGGGACCACAGCCACCGCGGAGAGGGCAACUACAUGGUCGAGGACUGGGCAGGCGCCCCCGACUCGUUCGUGUGUCAGGAGAUGCGCACUGUCGGCGGACGUACCGCGCCCAAGAGCCAGAGAAGGGUCAGCUUCUUGCUCCAGAAUGAGGUGGGGCUGUAA
Molecule: messenger RNA, 2397 nt
Organism: Trichosporon asahii var. asahii CBS 2479
Lineage: Eukaryota; Fungi; Basidiomycota; Tremellomycetes; Trichosporonales; Trichosporonaceae
Product: capsular associated protein
Exons: 1
Coding region: 1-2397 (798 amino acids)
Source: RefSeq, a predicted model, not a curated record